AUGUGUUACCCUUCUAGUUUUGUUGAACAUGAUAGACGAUUUCCACGGAUUCCUUCCCUUAUUCAUCACAUUCCGCCGCCUAUUCAUCACAUAAUUCCGUCCAUUCCUCCACCUGUAAUUGCGCCACCACAAAGAUCAAACAGCCAGCCUUGGACGGACAAACUUGAUGGACUAAUUUACACAGAAUCUGAAGAAUGCGAUAGUGACGCAAGUAUUAGUAUUGGCCGAAAAGUGGCCGCUGGUUUAUCACAACUUGAUAAUUCGCCUCUUAUUGCUUACUCGCCCCCAUUGGAUCAACAAAGAAAAACUAGUAAUCCAAAAACUCGUCCACCGCCCAUCUCUGUUACUGGAAAACUCUUCUGUCGUGUAAAUAACAAAUCUUCUGACAACAUAAAUACAUCAACUAAUUCACUAAAUCUGACAAAAAAUCCAUCAAAAGUUGAUAUGUUUGCUGAACUUGUAAAAGAGGACCGGCAACAGAUGUCAAAUGAGAAUAUUGAGACAAUCACGAUGGGGUCGGUGAUUUGUGAAGGAGGUUUUGGCAGUGCUCGUAUGCGGAGAUUUGUAUCUGGUAGUGUAACAAGUUCAAACACAUCUCCAUCAUUGAAUUGA
Molecule: messenger RNA, 612 nt
Organism: Meloidogyne enterolobii
Lineage: Eukaryota; Metazoa; Nematoda; Chromadorea; Rhabditida; Meloidogynidae
Source: the annotation of a GenBank genome assembly